GUCAGGAUUUGUGUCAGAGAAGCAGAGGUGGCUGGUUCCUCUUCCCCACCGAAGCUCGGAUUGAACUCCGGAACUGGUUCUGAGAAGGCCGCUUCCUCAACGAGUAGGGGGUGGGAGUUGUUUUCUUUCUUUCCGCAGCAAGCCUGGUGGGGCGCAUGGCGUCGAUAGGCAUGCCCGACCCGAGCUUCUUGUGGGGAGUCUUCCAAAGGGUUGAUAAAGACCGUAGCGGUAUCAUCUCCGACACCGAGCUCCAACAAGCACUUUCAAACGGAACAUGGACUCCAUUUAAUCCGGCAACUGUAAGAUCUAUUCUAUCUAUGUUUGACAGAGAAAACAAAGGUGGUGUAAACUUCAAUGAAUUUACAGGAGUCUGGAAAUACAUCUCUGAUUGGCAGAACGUUUUUCGCAGAUAUGAUAGAGACAACUCUGGAAUGAUUGACAAACAUGAAUUAAAGCAAGCCCUAACAGGUUUUGGAUACCGACUGACUGACCAGUUCUACGAUCUCUUGAUUCAGAAAUUUGAUAGGCAAAGAAGAGGGCAAGUGGCUUUUGAUGACUUCAUUCAGUGCUGUGUUGUACUGCAGAAAUGGACAGAUGUCUUCAGACGCUAUGAUACUGAUCAGGACGGCUGGAUACAAGUGUCUUAUGAACAAUAUCUUUCUAUGGUUUUCACUGUUGUAUGACAGUAAAUAUUGUAUAUGAUUGAGGAAUAGAACUUGCAUACAGGUAGUCUUGACUUACAGCCACAAUUGAGCCAAAAUUUCUGUUGCUAGGCAAGGCAGUUAUUAAGUGAGUUCCCCAUUUUUGCCUUUUUUGCAGUCAUUGAGGUUGUUAAGUGAAUCCCCCCACAUACUGACUUUUCUUGUCGGAAGCCAGCUGGGAAGGUUACAAAUGGCCAUCACAUGACAAUGCAGCUGUCUUAAAUACAUGCCAAGUGCCCAGAUUUUGUCUCAUGAUCAUGGAGAUGCUGCAAAAGUUGUAAGUUUGAAAAAUGGACAUGUCACUUUUUUCUGUGCAGCUAUAACUACAAACAGUCACUAAACAAAUGGUUGUAAGUCAAGAAACACACCUGUAAAAGAAAAAUAGAUUUCUUUUCUCCAUACAGCACAAUUAGUUUAGAAAUACAUUGCUUAAAGAUUAUGUUUCUCAUUGCAAAAGGUGCUAUAGCUACAAGAUUCUGCAUUGUAUCAUGUAUAUUUUAUUGCUGGAAGUAAUCUUUAAACGCGAAACAGUAGAAUUCUUGUUCAGAUUUGCACACUAUUGCAUAUAUCUUUUUAAAAUAGAAAACAGAAAAUAAAUGAAACUUUUAUCUGUGUCUUCACAGAAAUAAUAACCUUAAAUAUGCCAGAUGUCAAGAUAACUUAUUUGUAUUUUUCUCCCAUUUAGAUUAGGUUUCAUCUGCUUGUACCAUUUAUCUUUUUUUUUAAAAAAUUGUUACUCUUCUUCCUGGGAUUUUUUAAUUCUGGGUAAGCAGAAUUUAAGAGAUUUAUUAUUAAAGCUGAAUAUUUCUUCUUUUUCCUUAUUUUUGGGUGUAAUUAAAAUGUUUUCUGCCUUUCCUCUCUGGCUUGGAGUUAUAACUGGAUAUGAAUACACGCCUGCAGUCUUCUAUGUAUAAAAUGUUUUCUAACUAAGCAUUUUACAACCUUGGGUGGAGUUUUACCUUCAGUAGUUACUGUGCUUAGGAUGUGCUGCCAGCCUAAAUAAUACCUUUCUACAUGCACUAAGAUCUACUCUACUCUGGCCACAGAAGGGCUGCAGUUUCAACCGUGUCUAAUUUACUAUUCCAUUUACUAGUUUACUAUUCUGCAUCAGGAGCCCAUCUUUUGUAUGGCAAGUAACCAUUUACUUUCUCUAUGUUAAAUCACAAAACACAAAUCUUACUGAAACAAAUUUUAUUCUUUUAAAUUUCAUGGAAGAGUAUUGGUCUUGAUUUACAUGGCAAAUGAAAACCCUAAAUAAUAGAACUGAUAGCCUCAUUUAAAAUAUAUUGAUAUAUAUAUUUCCAAUGGUGUUGACUUAAUGCCAUUAAAUCAAAAUUACAAAUAAAAACAGUAACUAGAACAGAGUUAAAAAUGUGUCUCCCCCACUCUUCUCAAUUAUCAUGUUAAUGGUAUAUUUCAGAAAUACUAAGCACUGUAAUAAACUAUUUUAAACUG
Protobothrops mucrosquamatus (brown spotted pit viper) is the source of this 2156-nucleotide messenger RNA. It is a transcript of the gene PDCD6, whose product is annotated as programmed cell death 6. The coding region runs from base 156 to 683 and encodes 175 amino acids. Gene Ontology annotation, molecular function: calcium ion binding. NCBI's taxonomy places the organism in Eukaryota, Metazoa, Chordata, Lepidosauria, Squamata, Viperidae. The transcript has 6 exons. The record is from RefSeq and is a predicted model, not a curated record.